Eimeria necatrix is the source of this 576-nucleotide messenger RNA. RefSeq lists its product as hypothetical. The coding region runs from base 1 to 576 and encodes 191 amino acids. The record is from RefSeq and is a predicted model, not a curated record. The transcript is spliced from 2 exons. NCBI's taxonomy places the organism in Eukaryota, Apicomplexa, Conoidasida, Eucoccidiorida, Eimeriidae.
AUGAACUUGUCCAAAAGACAAAAUGUCCGCCGGCUGUCUUUUUCUCCCUUGCCUUUAGCAGCAAGGGGCCUGGGGGAGCAGCCAGCAGCAGCAGCAGCAGCAGCAGCAGCAGCAGCAACAGGAGCUGCAGCAGCAGCAGGUGCAGCAGCAGCACCAGACAGAGAGGCUGGGCCGAACGCAGCGGCUGCAGCAGCAGCAGCAACAGCAGCAGAAUGGACUGCAGCAAAGCACACUUCAGUCCGGGGGUGGUGGCAGGGCCCCUUGGCCUCAGGAGCUGCUCCACCUGCUGCUGCUGCUGCUGCUGCUGCUGCUGCUGCUGCUGCUGCUCCCUCUCUGGCUAAUAAUAUGAUGGGCCGCAGCAAAAACAAAGAACAAGAAGCUGUGGCUCUUGGGGUCUUUGUCACUUUGCUGCUGAUGACUCUUUCCAGUGCAGCAGCAUAUUCUCUUACAGACUUCGCGCCCGCCUUCUUGGCGUGGUCUUGGCCCCUUUACGUGGCCUUUCCGGUGCUGACCAUCGCCACUCUUGUUGCUUCCAACGCGCUGCUGAAUUUCUUUUUUGCUGCGGAGUGCACGUGA